Messenger RNA from Lathyrus sativus (Indian pea), 1206 nucleotides. Lineage: Eukaryota; Viridiplantae; Streptophyta; Magnoliopsida; Fabales; Fabaceae. The record is from the annotation of a GenBank genome assembly.
AUGGCGCUACUGACAAUGGUUCACUCUCACAACAACACUGGUGGGACCCAACACGAUCUCAAACCAGUCCUCCGUGAUUUUCUCGGCAUGAAACCAUCACCAUCACCAUCCUCCGCCGCUCCUCCCGCCCCUUUCUCCUCCACCUCUGAAAUCGCUUCCGAAAAGCAGGUACCAAAUCAUCUUGAGGGAGUUCCAUACUAUGGCCCAAGAACUGAUUUUUCUACCACUGAGAUAACUAACAGACUAGUGGGGAACAAGAGAACUAAUUCUGAUUCCUCUUUUAUUGGUUCCUCUAGAGAUGCCUUCCAUAUGGUCCCUGAUUCCUUUCAAAAUUCACAUUUGAUGAAGGUUCUUCGACAUGUGUCUGGAGGAGAGAGAUCUAGAAGGCCUAAUGACGAUGAAGUGUUACUUGGUAUGCAGUCAAUGAAGCCAUCUUCUAGUUCUCAGAUAUUUCAUCCUCCCACUAGUACUAUGAUUGACGCCAAUAAAUGGGAUCGGUCUGUUCUCAUGAAUGCUGGCCCUUCCAUGCAGCAUCUUCCGCGUGGAGGACAGAUGGCUCCUUUUGCUCACCAAUUAGCUUCAACUUCAAACAAGAUUAGAGAUACCAAUGUCGGCCCUUCGUUCAUCUCUCAGUUUGCUGCCGAUGAGGGAUCCAGGACUGGAAUCAAGGGCCCCGGAGUUUUAAGUUCCAUAAACACAUCUGCUACUGCUAGUGAUAAAAUUUCAUCUGCCGUGCUGCUGGGUGGAAGCAGGCCAAAGCCGUUAACUAAUAUAAUUGAAUCAUCCACACCCCAAAGCAGUCAACAUGGGCUAACACCUGCCAGCCGCCAGAUGACUAUCUUCUACGGAGGUCAAGCUCAUGUUUUUGAUGAUGUCCACCCACAUAAGGCAGAUGUUAUAAUGGCUUUGGCCGGGUCAAAUGGAGGAUCUUGGUCUACAGCAUUUUCGCCGAAAUCUACUGCAAAGCUGGUUAAUGAUAGUACUUUGCAUAGUGGUGAAAAUGAAGCAGGAUUAAUGAAUAAUGUACCAUUCCCACAAGAGCUUCAUGGGAAGUUGCCUGUAACUGGCAGUUCUAGUCGUGCUGUUGGACCUGGUGAUCGUGUAUCUACUCCAACCGGGGCACAUCAAGGAAGCAUAUUUCCUAAAGAUACAAGAAAUUCAAUUCAAGCAGCAGACCCGAGUUCCGAAGAAAAAAGAGCACUCUGA